GCUGGUAUGCGACCCGCCAAUAAAGCCACAGAAGAAGAAGACGCCAGUGCCGUAAACCGCCAGCGGCUGUCGUGAUUCGGCACAUGUGUAGCUGUCGCUGUUGUCACUCGGUGAGCUCGACUCAUGAGAGAUUAUGGGUUAUUAAUGGUGUAAAUGUAUAACUUAAACCGGAGCAGCUGGACAACAUCUGUCUGCACACAAACACGGGCUCCUGAGGCUUCGUCGGGACGGAGAGGUAACUUAAUAUGACAGAAAACCUGCAGCAGAAUCUCAUCACAGAGCCUGAAAGAGUGUCAGAUUCAUAGAUCAGUAGCUAAAAGAUGUGUAUCGAGCACUAGCAGUACUUACGCUCAGUCUGUGUUAGAUCUCGGAUGUCUAGCAGCUCGCAGCGUGUCGUUUAGUCCGGCUCGGCUCGGGUCUGGUUCUGGUUCUGGUUCUGGUUCUGGUUCUGGUUCUGGUUCAGUAUGUUUGUGCUGGUGGAGAUGGUGGACACGGUCCGGAUUCCGCCCUGGAGUUUCCAUCGGCAGCUGAACGAAGCGAUCGCCGAAGAACUCAACAAGAAACUCGCCAACAAGGUGGUGUAUAAUGUGGGCUUGUGUGUCUGUCUGUAUGACGUCACUAAACUGGAGGACUCCUACAUCUUUCCUGGAGACGGAGCGUCUCAUACUAAAGUUCAUUUUCGAUACGUGGUUUUCCACCCGUUCCUGGAUGAGAUUCUGGUUGGGAAGAUUAAAGGCUGCAGUGCUGAAGGUGUUCAUGGUGAGAGAUGCUUUUCUCUUCUCGUGUUCUUCAGUGGCGGGGGUUUUACGUUUGUUACUCAGAGUAGCGACGAGGCGGAGCAGCUGUGGGUGUGGGAGUACGAGACGGAUGAGGGCGCUCACGACCUCUUCAUGGACCGGGGUGAGGAGAUCCGCUUCCGGGUGGUGGACGAGGUCUUCAUCGACACCUCACCCACCGGCCCCAGCACAGAGAAGGAAUUCAGAGAGCAAACUGACCCAAAUCUUCUCAUCGCACCCGGUGCCCGUGUCCAUGGCGGAACCGGACCCGUCUCCGCGCUCGGCGCCGCUGUCGCUGUCAUUCCCGUUCCUGCGGGACGGUAG
Molecule: messenger RNA, 1100 nt
Organism: Sinocyclocheilus grahami
Lineage: Eukaryota; Metazoa; Chordata; Actinopteri; Cypriniformes; Cyprinidae
Gene: polr3h
Product: polymerase (RNA) III (DNA directed) polypeptide H
Exons: 5
Coding region: 465-1100 (211 amino acids)
Biological process (GO): transcription initiation at RNA polymerase III promoter; DNA-templated transcription
Cellular component (GO): RNA polymerase III complex
Source: RefSeq, a predicted model, not a curated record